GCCAACAGCAGGUCGCUGUUAUGGGGAGCGUAUCGAUCGAAUCUGUAUCUUGGAGUGAAGCCUCGGCUGCCCGAGUCUCUACUAACUGGCCUGAUGUGGUUCAACGUGGAUAGCUACCAGGGAGUUGGUGCACUGCGCCACGAAUGUCGCCAGGACGACCAGUUGGACACUUUUGGAUGGACCAGAUACGACCCCCGAUUAGGGGGCCACGAAAUUGUCAAGGACGCUCAAUUCGGCCUCAAACUCGAGGCAGACUUCGUCAAGACGGACGACGGCAACUGGGCCUUGCGUGUGUCUGGAAAACCAAAGAAAAAGGACGCCAAAACGUCGGUAGUUUUCUACGCUGGUCUCGAGGGAGAAGGAGAGCUGAGAUAUGCUGGCGCCGACGACGUGACCGACGGCGACGUGAAGCUGGUCGGGUACUCAGAGCGACUUGGCGGGGUGUUUGAUCUGGACGUCACGAAGGGCUCGCCCAAACAGUAUGUUGCGGAAGGUGACUAUCGCGGUUUGGGACUCGAUCCAUCGAAAACCAGACAUCUGUCUCUGAUGGUCCCCACGGGCAACGUUUGGCGAGCGAAGGAUAUCUUUUUGACGCUUCUAGGCGAAAACAUCAAGAAACUACAGGAGUACCUGGAUAAGGAGGACAGGAUUCCGCCUGAACAACUGUUCCAAAUGAAGAAUAUGGACAAUUUCGAGGGAAACAUGCAUUUUGUGCAGAAAACUUUCCAGGGCAGCUUUGAGUUUGACAUUAUUUUCAACUUGGCAGACAAUGAGCCGCUGAUGGCGGAACAGCUUCCUCAGAAAGUCGCAGAGAUGAACGAGAAAUUUGACUCUAAGUUUGCGCAUAACUUCCAGCUGGCUCCACCAUUUAUCAAGCCCCAGCAUUUCCAGUUUGCAAAAGAGAUGCUCUCACAGCUUUUGGGCGGAAUCAGCUACUUCUACGGAGACCAGCUGGUGGAUCGCAACGCCGUGGUAGACGAUCUUGAGUUCAGCCACGCCAACCUCGAAGGCAAAUCGGAAGGCCCAUACGAGUUGUUCAGUGCCGUCCCAAGCAGACCGUUUUUCCCCCGGGGUUUCUACUGGGACGAAGGUUUCCACCUGUUGCCGGUUCUGGAAUACGACUCGGACCUGGCGCUCGAAAUAGUCCAGAGCUGGUUUUCACUGAUUGACGAGGAUGGCUGGAUUGCCAGAGAGCUAAUUCUGGGCGACGAGGCCAGAAGCAAAGUGCCUCCAGAGUUUACCGUUCAGAAUCCCAACAUCGCGAACCCGCCGACCCUGAUGCUUGUUUUCACCAAACUGCUGGACCUGGCCAAACAAGCCCAGGAGGCCGACAAAUACGGCAUGGACAUCGGCUCGUAUGCGGGUCCAUUGCGGCUGGGUGAUAUGCACCUGAAAAAUCCAGAGCUGCUUGUGAAGUACGCAAAUAAAGUAUAUCCGCAGCUACAGAAACAUUACGACUGGUUCCGCAGGACGCAGCGCGGGGAGACGAAACUCUUCGCCAGAACAUGCCACUCUGCGCUCGACGUGUUUCGCUGGAAAGGCCGCACAAAGGACCACUGUCUGCCCAGCGGGAUCGACGACUACCCAAGAUCGCCGCCCGACAUCGCAGAGCUGCAUAUUGACUUGCUGGCGUGGAUGGGAGCGAUGACGAGGUCGAUAUACAGAAUCGCAUACCUGCUGGAGAAACACGAAGACGCACAGCACUACAAAGAGAUAUACGACAACAUUGUUGCCAACAUGGACGAUCUCCAUUGGAGCAAUAAGGACCAGAGCUACUGCGACGUGACAGUGGAUGAAGAGGACGAGGACGUUUUUGAGUGCCAUAUAGGAUAUGUCAGCAUCAUGCCGUUUGUGCACCGGCUGAUUCCGGCAUCGUCAGAGCAUUUGAAACCGAUUCUGGACCAGCUACAGGACCCUGAGCAGCUGUGGUCGCGGUUCGGCAUCAGAUCGCUGUCCAAAAAAGAUCCUUAUUUCCAUAAAGGCGAGGACUACUGGAGAGGCCACAUUUGGGUCAACAUCAACUAUCUGGUGCUGGAGAGUCUGCAAUACUAUGCUGCGCAGCCAGAAACAGCUCCAGAGAUCCGCGCUCAGAUGAGCGAUAUAUACGAGUCUCUGCGGAAGAACCUGGUCGAAAAUAUCUACGAACAGUACCGGAAAACAGGAUACACGUGGGAGCAGUACAACGAGGAGACGGGGGCCGGACAGCGGACACGGCAUUUCUCCGGCUGGACAUCGCUGGUGGUGCUGAUGAUGAAGAUGCCGGAGCGUAUAUAAUAGAGAGGGCUCAGGAACCUCCCUUAGAAGUCACGUGCAUGUAUACAGGGGAGGAAAUUUUUCGUGGGUAGCACUGGGGUGAAUUUUUCAAAAUUUUUACUUGGAUAAUUUAACAACUACAACAUGGCUCCAAAAGGAAAGAAGGUCGCCCCAGCUCCUUUGUCGACCAAGGCUGCUAAGAGCACUGGUCCAAAGAACCCUUUGUUUGAGUCCACUCCAAGAAGCUUUGGUAUUGGACAAAACAUCCAACCAAAGAGAGCCUUGAACAGAUUUGUCAAGUGGCCACAAUACAUCAGACUGCAGAGACAAAAGAAGGUGCUCUCGAUGAGACUGAAGGUUCCUCCAGCUAUUGCUCAGUUUGCUAACACUUUGGACAGAAACACUGCUGCCGAGGUUUUCAAGCUCCUGAACAAGUACAGACCAGAGACUGCUGCUGAGAAGAAAGAGAGACUCACCAAGGAGGCUGCUGCCAUUGCUGAGGGCAAGAAGAAGGAAGAUGUUUCAUCCAAGCCAUUUGUUGUCAAGUACGGUUUGAACCACGUUGUUUCUUUGAUCGAGAACAAGAAGGCCAAAUUGGUGUUGAUUGCCAACGAUGUCGAUCCAAUCGAGCUGGUUGUCUUCCUGCCAGCUCUGUGCAGAAAGAUGGGUGUUCCAUACGCUAUCGUCAAGGGUAAGGCUAGAUUGGGAACCCUUGUUCACCAGAAAACCAGUGCUGUUGCUGCCUUGGUCGACGUUAGACCAGAGGACGAGGCUGCUUUGGCCAAGCUCGUUUCCACCAUCAACGCUAACUUCAUCGAAAAGUACGAGGAGCAGAGAAGACACUGGGGUGGAGGUGUGAUGGGUGCUAAGACCAAUGCUAAGCUGGCCAAGAGAGCCAAGGCUGCUGCUGUUGCUGCUGCCAACGCCCCAAAGAGAGUCGAGGCAUAAAUAAUGGAGAGUAACAAAGAUUUCAGAUAAUACUGUGACUGUAGCAACCAUAGCUAGAUGUGCAAGAAUUUGUUCUAUUACACUCUGAAUACCUGCUAUUUUGAUGACAUAUACACUUCUAUCCCUUAUUUCAACUUGUAGAACAACUUUGGAGCAACACAGUCGUUGAUACAGUGCUGGAGGUGGAAAAAUUCCUCCACACAAUCUUCCUUGUAUUCCUUUUCGUCGUAUCCUGGCUCCUCCAUCUCUUUGGUCACUCUUUCAACACACUCUUGGUAAUGGUGAACAUAAUGUGCGCAUUCUUUGGUUUCGGAACAUUCUUUUCUAAGGGCAUCCAUUGGGUCGCCGGCCUCUUCAUCAUCGUCCUCGUCGUCCUCAUCUUCGUCGUCCUCAUCUUCUUCCUCUGCGUCGUCACCGUCUGCUUCCUCUUCUUGUGGUUCCUCGGGAGUCUCCUCUUCCACUUCUUCAACAGGCUCUUCGGCAGGCUCCUCUGCGUAAGCGGUGAUUGGCGACAGGGCGUCUAUGAAAUUUCUAAGCAAGGACAUUGCAAAUCAACACGAG
Messenger RNA from Ogataea polymorpha, 3762 nucleotides. RefSeq lists its product as uncharacterized. Gene Ontology annotation, molecular function: Glc3Man9GlcNAc2 oligosaccharide glucosidase activity. The transcript has a single exon. Gene Ontology annotation, cellular component: endoplasmic reticulum membrane. Bases 94 to 2274 code for a protein of 726 amino acids. Gene Ontology annotation, biological process: protein N-linked glycosylation; oligosaccharide metabolic process. The record is from RefSeq and is a predicted model, not a curated record. NCBI's taxonomy places the organism in Eukaryota, Fungi, Ascomycota, Pichiomycetes, Pichiales, Pichiaceae.